Messenger RNA from Cylicocyclus nassatus, 1034 nucleotides. The record is from the annotation of a GenBank genome assembly. Lineage: Eukaryota; Metazoa; Nematoda; Chromadorea; Rhabditida; Strongylidae.
AUCAACAAUGCGUUAUCUAGCAAUUCUUCUGAUCGCUCUACUCGUUUUCGAAGGAGUAAGAUCUGAGGACGCAGCCUCAACUACAGAUACAAAUCCUCCUGCUUCAGCAAUUUCUACUACACCAGGAGACGGAGGAAUCACCACCUCCGCAGGAGGGAAGACUACCGGUGCAGGAGGUUCUACCGCCGCAGAAGGAAGCACUACUGCUGCCGAAGGAGCGACAACAGGCGGAACAGGCACAGGCGCAGAGACUACGGGAGCAGAAACAGGUGAAACCACAGCAGCUGGUAGUGGCGGAACAACAACAGGUGGAACUGGCGCUGGUGAAACAACAACAGGUGGAACUGCUGCUGGUGAAAAAACAACCGAAGCUCCUGUACCUCCAGCGACCAACCAGAUGUGCCCAAAUAAUAGACGUACGAACGACAAGAUCAGAAAGAAGGCUCUUGAUAUGACUAACUGGCGUAGAUCAGUACUUGCCCAGGGACAAGUGGAAAAGAGGAACGGUGUCUACAUGCCUACAGCUGCGAAUAUGCAGAAAUUGAGAUAUGACUGCGAUCUUGAACUUAUAGCACGCGACCGUGCUGAGGCGUGCGAGGCGUUGGGAAGUGAAGCAAACACCGCGGAUUAUCAAGAAAACAGAUAUUAUAUUCCAAAAUCAGAUGUCGCAUCUGCCGAAGCGCCUAGAGUGGACGCCAUGGCCGCGAGUAUAAAAGAGUGGUGGAAACGGGUGAGACUAGAUGAGCCUAUUGGGCUGCAAUGUUAUUUCAGAGCCAAACAUGAAAGUCUUCAAGUGAGAACCUUUACUAGGAUGGCUUGGGCUAACACGAACAAAAUGGGUUGCACGGUUCAAGAAUGUGGUGACCAAUGGCAUGCCGUAUGCCUCUAUAGCCCACCUGGAAACAAAGUCGAAGAAAGGAUUUACAUACCCGGAACUACGUGCACCAUGUGCCCGGCUGGAACGUCCUGCGACCGCUCUCUUGGACUCUGCGUGGCUCCUGGAUCAUAAUCCUUUCUUGUUACCACACAAUCCA